This is a messenger RNA of Charadrius vociferus (killdeer), 578 nucleotides long. RefSeq names its product prostaglandin D2 synthase 21kDa (brain) (gene PTGDS). Lineage: Eukaryota; Metazoa; Chordata; Aves; Charadriiformes; Charadriidae. Gene Ontology annotation, molecular function: small molecule binding. The record is from RefSeq and is a predicted model, not a curated record.
CUCGGCUCGGCUCGGCGGGAGACAUGCACGCCACGCUGCUCGGCAUCCUGGGGCUGGCCCUCCCUGGGGCACUGCACGCGCAGGACAGCAUACCCGUGCAAACCGACUUCCAGCAGGACAAGCUCACGGGGAGAUGGUACAGCAUCGGCCUGGCCUCCAACUCCAACUGGUUCAAAGACAAGAAGCACCUGAUGAAGAUGUGCACCACGGUCAUCUCUGCCACCACAGAUGGGAACCUGGAAGUCACCUCCACCUACCCCAAGGGUGACCAGUGCGAGAAGAGGAACAGCCUUUACACCAAGACAGAGACUGGGCGUUCCAGCUACGCCAGCCCACGCUGGGGCAGCAAGCAUGACAUCCGCGUGGUGGAGACCAACUAUGAGGAGUAUGCCUUGGUCGCCACCCAGAUCUCCAAGAGCACUGGCUCCUCCACCAUGGUGCUGCUCUACAGCCGGACGAAGGAGCUGAGUCCCGAGCGCCUGGAGAGGUUCACCCAGUUCUCCAGGGAGCAGGGCCUGACGGAUGAAGAGAUCCUCAUCCUGCCCCAGACAGACAAAUGCAUGGCAGAUGCUGCCUAG